Messenger RNA from Drosophila serrata, 1667 nucleotides. It is a transcript of the gene ldbr, whose product is annotated as lariat debranching enzyme. Gene Ontology annotation, molecular function: RNA lariat debranching enzyme activity. NCBI's taxonomy places the organism in Eukaryota, Metazoa, Arthropoda, Insecta, Diptera, Drosophilidae. Gene Ontology annotation, biological process: mRNA splicing, via spliceosome. Gene Ontology annotation, cellular component: nucleus. The record is from RefSeq and is a predicted model, not a curated record.
AGAAGUGUAAAGUUGAUUUGAAUUUAAAAACAAAACUAUAACAAGGUUAUAUUAAAAGCAUGAAAAUAGCGGUUGAAGGUUGUGCACAUGGCGAACUGGAGCGCAUCUACGACACUAUCGAGGGCAUCGAGAAGGAGAGCGGUAUCAAGAUAGACCUGCUGCUAUGCUGCGGCGAUUUCCAGUCUACGCGGAAUCUGGAGGACCUCCAGACCAUGGCGGUGCCCAAGAAGUACUUGGACAUGUGUACCUUCUACAAGUACUACAGCGGGGAGAAAGUGGCGCCGGUACUGACCAUUUUCAUUGGCGGCAAUCACGAAGCCUCAAACUACCUCCAAGAGUUGCCCUACGGUGGCUGGGUGGCUCCAAACAUCUAUUAUCUGGGAUACGCCGGUGUGGUUAACGUGAACGGAGUGCGCAUCGCAGGCAUAAGUGGCAUUUUUAAGGGACAUGACUUUCUGCGUGGUCACCACGAAUUUCCGCCCUACUCGGAGGCGACAUGCCGUAGUGUUUACCAUGUGCGACAGUUGGAGGUGUUCCGGCUGAAGCAGCUGUCUGGUCGGGUAGACAUCUUUCUAUCGCACGAUUGGCCCACCGGCAUCUAUGAGUAUGGUAACAAGGCGCAGCUUCUGCGGCGGAAACCCUUCUUUGCAGCGGACAUGGAAAGUGGUCAGCUGGGCAGUCGUCCGUUGGAGGAGCUACUAAAGGCGGUACAGCCAGCCUACUGGUUCGCCGCCCAUCUGCACUGCAAGUUUGCUGCCCUGGUACCGCACAAUCCGUGCCAGAAGCGAAAAGAUGACGGAGCCGCGUCCUCCUCCUCCUCCAGCAGCAGUGAGGAUGAAGAUGACGAGAAAGCAGCUCCCACACCCCCACCAUCGAAACCCGUACCUGUCACAAAAUUCCUGGCUUUGGAUAAGUGCCUACCGCGUCGUGGUUUCCUGCAAGUAGUGGAGAUACCGAGCGACCCAAUUGAGGGCAAUCCCCGGCUUCAAUAUGACUCGGAAUGGCUGGCCAUUUUGCACAGCACUAACCAUUUGGUUUCUGUGAAGGAGAACUACUACUAUCUGCCGGGAAAGAAAGCGGGGGCGGUCACAGAGCGCUUCAACUUUACACCCACCGAAGAGGAGCUGGAAGCAGUUACGACGAAAUUCCAGAAUCUGCAGGUGCCAGAGAACUUUGAGCGCACUGUUCCAGCCUACGAUCCCGAAGAGCAGUCCAACUACAAAAGCAUGGCAGUUGGUCAACCAAAAGCCCACCUGAAUCCACAAAGCAACACAUUUUGCGCUGCCCUUGGCAUUGAUGAUCCAUUAUGCUUAGCUAUGCUAGCUAAUGGAAAAGAUCUGCCAGUUGCUGAAUCUACAGUUCAGCUUUCAAAAAGUUAUGACGGAAAGAUGCCAGAGGAGGAUCUCGGCGAGCCCUUGAUCACACCAACGAAAAGGAAAUUAAAUUUAUCCCUGCCGGCGCCGACUUCAACAGAUGCCAUCGAUGAAAACGUAAUUGAUCUGCCGGAGGACACGGUGGCUGAGGAGGAGACUGAGGAAAUCACAGAGGCGCCAAAAGUGGAGGAACCAGCUCCGGUGACGGCGUGUAGUCCCAAUCUGAAGAAGUUGAAGCGACGAAACCAGAACAUCUACCAAGCUGAAGAAGAAGACUAACAUCCAACGAAUUCC